Molecule: messenger RNA, 5292 nt
Organism: Echinococcus granulosus
Lineage: Eukaryota; Metazoa; Platyhelminthes; Cestoda; Cyclophyllidea; Taeniidae
Product: Bromodomain adjacent to zinc finger domain protein 1A
Exons: 20
Coding region: 1-5292 (1763 amino acids)
Biological process (GO): chromatin remodeling
Source: RefSeq, a predicted model, not a curated record
AUGCCUUUGCUAAAUGGUGAACCCUUUAUUAAGCAAGAACCACCAUCUGAUCUUCGACCCGAAGAAGAGGUUUUCUUCUCUCCUAUCACCUUUGAGGUCUUUCGAAACUACGAUGACUUCUUUGAGCGUACUAUUCAGUUGAACAGCAUGAUCUGGGGCUGCAGCUUCUGCGGUAUGCACAACCUCAACUACCGCGAGGCGCUGGCCUGCGAGGAGGGUGAUCGCACCCGUCUGGCUGCUUUUGGAGUAGGACUGUCGCGAGGUCUCCUGCACAUUAUGUUGCACGCCCGGCGUCGACGUCUUGCAGACCUUGUCGACGUCCUUCUUGCUUUCACCACUUCUCGAUUCUUCGUCGGCGAGGAGUUGUGCCUCCGUCGGUGUGAAGUUACCAUCAGCUCUGAACCCUCGGUCGUCGUCGAACGAGUUAUUUUACCACCACCAAGGCCCAAAUCCGAAGAUAUCGAAAACGAAAGGCCUCCGACAAUGCCUGAUCCCAAGUUAAUCAAAUACGUCGUGCGUGGCAUUGAAAACCAAAUAAGCUCAAACAGCCCUACUGAUUCGAAUCCGACACUAAUUCUACCCCAUUCGGCUUUGCACCGCCCGCCACAAAAGUUUCUCACUCGCGACAGGAUAAAAUCUUUCAUUAGGCAGACUGGCAAACUGGAGAACCAGUUCUUCGUUCCUCGGGAAUCCGUGAUAAGGUACUUCAACCUUUACCCUCUUGGAAGCCUCAAAUGGGCGGAUGUAUUUGCCGAACCGGAUCUACCUUGGUCUGACAUUGUGACUCCACGAAUCGUAACUGGUCGUGAAAAAAUGCUGAUGGUUUCAAGGGAUGGUUCAAAUGCUGCAACAAAGAGAGCUGGUAAUGCUUCCGUCACAGUAAAAUCUAUAGGAAUUUCCAUAAACAACCACUCAUCGUCAGAGUUUGGUACCACCAAUAUCCACCGUCUCACCCGAAUUGAACGAACCGAUUUGGAGCGCACUUGGUCCCUCCUCCGCAAACGCGAUGACCUUGAUCUCUCCGACCUCGUUCCACUGCCACCACUCACGCCUCUCCGACUGCGGCGCUUCAUCCCACCAGAGGACUUUGGUGUCUGCCUCCAAGUCUACGAGUUCUUCCACGUCUUCGGAGGUCUUUUACACCUUCCAGUACCCGGUGCAGCGCGACAGGUUGUGAAGGGCGAGGCAGGGAAGUCUCCUGUUGUCAUGGAGGAUGAGGACGAGGAUGGAGGUGGUUAUGACGGAAUCACCUGGGAGAUGUUGGAAGAUGUACUAUUCAGUCAAGACCCUAUGGGCCCAUUCGCUGAUGUUUUAUUUGGUCUUCUAUGUGCUAUUCGGCGUCUAGAGAGCGAAACAAAUAGUCGACAGCUGCCACCCACUGCUGAAGCCGCCGCUGCUUCCACCGUCUCCGCCAUCGCCACACUGGAAGCAGGUCUCCCCCUCGCCUCUGCAGGCUUUCUUACAGGCCUUGGUUGCUCUCAGGAGUACACUGCGGUGCUUGCAGAUACCCUUACCACUGCCUCCGGUUCAGUUCUCGCCGCGAUCUUCCAUGCAACAGCCGAGGCCACGCGUCAAUGUGAGCUUGUCGGUCUUGCACCCAUCCACUCGGCACUGACAUCGAGAGCGGAACGGGCCGCUGCUACAGUAGCCGUUGGUGGCGUCUCGGUGGCUGCGCCGUCAGAGGGCGGAACGAGCACUGGCCGCUCGUGGGCGGUCCGCGCCUCUGCGCUGGCUGUCGCUCUCGGUGCGGCUUCACUGCCGCCACUGGAUAGGGCGGGAUUGGCAGAAGCCCUUUGGCUUCACAUCAGUACUGCACCAGCUAAGACGGGCGGGUGGAGGGGUUCUAUUUGGGGUGGCACGAGACCGCUGGAUGAUCCCUGUGUUGAUCUGAUGCGGAGUAAUCGGGAGAUUGUGGACAAACUACGAUCAGUGCCUCUCUACACCUGGCCACUGAGCGAUCGCCUUGCGCUGAUCGUCAGUCUCAUUGACGAAGUGCUGCUACAACCGCAGUUGCGCGAACGUAUGGAGGCCGCCUCUGAGGGUCUCCGACAUCUGCGAUUACAGCUGCGUGGGGUGCAGGCGGAACGCUACAAGUUCUAUGGUGGCAAUGCGAACAUCGCCAACAUGCUCUACGGCUUCUCGCCCUCCACCCUCAUUUCUACCAGCGACAGCUGGCUCACUGGCACCCCACCCAUCCUCCGCAACAGUAUGAAUCGGCCCCGCAAGAAGACCAUUGAGGCAGCGAAGGCAAAAAUUGCAGCAGAGUUCAACUGUGCCAAGGGAGGGGGUAUCGAAUCAGACAGUCAGAAGGCGGGUUUGGGUGCAGAUGGCAAGGCAUCGUCGGGAGCGGGGCUGCAGCUGCCACCUAUCAACUCCAUCAGUGCGGAGUUGGAGAAGGCAGAGCACACGUUGUGGCAAUCUGUUCUUCGUACGGCCAGACGCUUCUCUAUGAUUCCCCUCGGUCAGGAUCGCAUAUACAGGCGCUACUGGCUGGUGCCGUCACUACCAGCCGUCCUGGUGGAGGACACCUUGCAGGAGGCUUCUGCAUUCCCUCUCCCCUUCACCUCCCCCGUCAAGGCUGAGGGCAGUGCAUUGCAGGUACCAAUACCUGCUGCGCUGCGCGUUCGCGGCCGUCAAGUUGGUGCGGGCACAGCUCUUGGGGCGAGCGCAGCGGAGGCGGCACGCAACCUAAAACGCGCGAUUGAGCAACUGUGUGCCAGUGCAGAGAUGGAGGACGAGCAUUGGCAGAACCCUCGCCUACUGGAUCGCGACUCCCUCCUCUCCCAGCUCGCCAUUGAUCUACCUGCUAAUCGAGAGGCUCUGACGUUGGAUCAGCUUAAGAGUCUGAUCCAUCCAGCUCGUCGUGGAAACGCCCAAGUUGACAUUGAUCAUCCAGCUGUUGUACAGGUGGAAGAGUUGCAAAAAAACUCUCCCCGUUGGUCCCUCCUCCUCCCUCUACCACCUGAAGGAAGAGCAGGGGCAACGGAAAUGGAUACAAAGGAAAGUCGAUACGCGGGCGGCCGCCGAGCCAUCGAUCAGUUAGAGGCUUCAUUGAACCCUCGAGGCACCCGAGAAUCUCACCUGCGUAAGGCUGUUUGCCAACUGCGACCUAUACUCAUCACUGCAGUCGCGGAGUGUCCAGUAGAGGUGCUAGCGGUGCCUGAAGAAGUGAAGAAAGAGGGAAACGCAUCCCUUCCGACGAAAGAUACUCUGUCAAUUCUACUUGCUUGGCUUGAGACUGCAGUACAUGGAGUCGCAAUGCGUUUGGGUGUUCCGCUUACAAAACUGGAAGAAGGAACGAAGACUAUGAGGAUGGAGGAUGGGGAGGAGGCCGAUUCUAGUGAUGAAGCAACGAAUCCUUCCAGUGAUGAACCGUACCAACGACAGAAAUUUCGCCAGUUGGCACAAAUGAUCCUCGCCCUUGGCAACGCCGUCGGUCCGCGUCGUUUAGCAGCUCCGCUUAGUGCCGACGAUCGUUCUCUUCGUGGAGCUCUGCCCUCAACUGCCAGUCUUGCCUCCCUAGAUGAAGUCAGCACGUCUUCGCCAUCAACACCGCAAACAUUAUCGGGGUUUGACAUGUCGACAGUGGGUGGCGCGACCACGGGGUUCCAGCGGUGGUGCAACUGUGUGCGCUCGGCCACUACCACCGCUCAACUGCACCUCCUCUUGCGCGCCCUUGAACGCUCUGUGCGGAAGGCCAAUCGGGGUGGGCGUGGGGUACCUGCAGCCAUUGGGAGCUAUGCGACUCGUUUCCGGCUCCCGGAGAUUCGGUGUACUGCGUGCCGAGGUCCUCCAGACCAGGCUUCUGUAAGUAGUGGCGGAGCCGGUAGCGUCGUUAGCGCUUUCUGUCUCUGUGGUGGCUGCGCCUGUCCCUUUCACCAGGACUGCCUCCUCAGCAGCCUCUCCCGUCAGAGUCCCCGCUCUUCCUCCACCAUCAUCCGCACCAACGCCUACUGCGGCAUUCGUGCCGCCGACGCCACAUCGAUCACAGCUCUCUCCUGCCUCUAUUCUCUAAUGCCAUGUCACAUAAACACAACCGCAGCGACGCGACAAGACUGUCUAAAGGGCGCUCUCCUCCUCUGCCAACGCUGCCGACGUCUGGCUGGCGGCUGUGGAGAGGAGGCGGGGAAGGCUGAGGAGGAGUUUUUUGCUGAGCCCCUGCCUGACGAGUUGCUAGAGGCUGUAGAAUUGAAAGAGAUUAUUGAUGAAGGCGGACAGGCUGUUGAAGAAGAGAAUGAUAACGAGGAAGACGGAGAGGUGGUGGAAGGGCUUCAGGAUUGUGAGGGCGAGACGGUGGAUAUCGAUGGAGAGAUGUCUGUAAAGAAUCGAAAUAUAACACCGACCCCGACUCGAGGUUGGUCUUCGCCAAAUGGCGUGCCGACGGUGAGACGUGGUCAUGGUCGACGUUCAAGGGGGUCAUUUUCCUUAAGAUCUGCACUCGGCGCCGGCCACCGCGGGCGGUCAGCGAAGCGUCCGCGGUAUUUGGAGGACUAUGAGGGUGAUGAAAUGGAGGAGAGUAGCGAUCAAUUCAACAACGACACAAUGGGAAAGAAGACCAAAACGGAGGACAUCUAUGUUGACGAGGAUGUGCUCUAUGAGGAUGAGAUGGAGGCAUACGAUGAUUUAAAACCGAAGAACAAGGCGAGGCGAGGAGUCUUGAACAGUAGGGUUAGCAGGGUCUCGAUGGAAACCAUCGUACCUCGUAAACGAGGACGUCCCUCCAAGGUGAUUACAGCCGCGCCUGUCCGUCAGUUAUCUUCCUUGAAAUCAGUUGAUACAACCGUCAACAAGGUGAAGUCAGAAAGUGGAGAGGAGAAGGAUGGUAUAAGUGAUGGAGCCUCUUCUUGCCCUAUUCGGUCACAACAGGCAGCAGAACGGCUUUUAGCUGAGGUCUCUGCCCUCUCCGCCGCUCGCCCACUAUUGCGCUGUGCCUUGAGCAAGACUUUUCAGUCGGAGGUGCCAUCGGAGCAGUCGGUGCAAACGCAGGCUCAGCAACGACGUCGCAACUCCUCUAGGCCGCGUCGGUCUGCCACCCUUCUCGACGGUUCGUCUCCGACGAAAUCGCCGUUGGUGAGCGGACUUUUGGCGUAUGAUCUGGAAAGUCUUCGUGAUCUUCUGGCACAGGGCAAUCUGCCAGGUGGUCCGGCACAGGUCGUUUCACAGUUGCGACUUUUGACGCAGCACUGGACGUCCUCCAAUCGUCCGGGCAGUCGUCUUCACGGCUGCGCUCUAGACGUCUCGGCGUUUUUGGAGAAGAGACUGCAGGAACUCACUGAAAAUCGACCGACUUAG